CUCUCUCUCUCUCUCUCUCUCUCUCUCUCUCUCUCUCUCUCUCUCUAGGUUUAUCCUCUCUCUCUCGUCAACCGCACUCGAUUCAACCAUCUCCGAUCUCCGAUAUCAGUCUCCGAUUGAGGUAUUGAAAAUUGAAACGAUAACAAAUCACAUCUAAUUAGGUUUCCGGAUCUUUUUCACGGCGAUUUUAAAACGAACUUUUUCCGAUCAUCCGCUAUGACUUUUCCGAGAAACGAAGACUUCCACAACGACGAGACCGAUGGCUUCGAUCGCAUUUCCGAUCGAUCCAACGCCGAGGAUUUCGAGGACUCGUCAUCGGCCGCAAACGAGGUCGGGAGCUCCGGCGAGGGAGAGUCGACGCCGUCGAGGAGUGAGAUUGGGCUGGAGGAGCGAUUGACGGGAAUACUUGUGGACGGAGGCGAUGGAGAUCUGUUGCUACAGCAGAGCAACAGAGAGGACCGGGUUUUGCAGUGGCUUCAAGCGCUGGAUAUGCAGGUCAUGGGCGCGUGUCGCGCAGACGAGAGGUUGAAGCCUAUGUUGAAGAUGAAUGCCUCAAACGACGCCGCCGAGGGUCGGUUGCUGGCUCAUUUGACUCAGCAUUUUGAGCCGGCAGAAGUUGGAAUGCUAGCGAGGUGCUUCUGCAUACCGCUUGUUUCUGUUCGUGUUGGAAAGAUCAACAAGCAAGGGAUUUUAUUGUGCCCUACUAAUUCAAAGGGUAAUCUAAAUCUCACAAUCUUGCCAACGUCCGAUCUACGUCUUUCAUUUGUUGGGGAUGAUGGGCAUACGGGUAGACUAUUCACCUUAAAUAGCGAAUCCCAGUGCUCUUCUGUAGAAGUCAAUGAGAUUCCGGCAGACAAUUCUGGCAGGUCUUUCGUUAUUAAAAUCCCAGAUGGUCAGGUGUUUCACUUUUGGUGCUCUGAGACAUCAAGGCUCUUGGGAAUUGAAUUGAUUUCAAAGAUGAAGGAUCUGAUCAGGAGGAAGCCUUCUAUUGCCGAGUUGACUGGAAUCAGCGAGUCACGUCUUGGUUGCUUUGCAACUCACCUCCGUGCCUAUCUGAUGGGAUCAACUGUGGUUGGAAGUGGAUCAAAUUCUGCAUCCCCAAAUACUGAUUUUAAUAUCACCAAUAAUGGUCUCUUUAAUGCUACUCAAGAUGGACAACUCCCAUCGUCAUCAUCAAAGUCGCUGCGUUCUCGACAUAGUGUGAAUCAGUCAAUGAGGGCAAAUUCAUCAUUUCAGGGUAGCCUCAGUCCAAGGUCAAGCUCUUUCAAAGAGGGUCUUCCUAGAACCUUGUCAUCCCUGAGGAAUGUAACCAGGGAAAAGUUGAGGAGGCGAGGGGACAUCCAUUUUUCAGCAGUGGAUGACUCAACAAUUGUAUCACCAGUGGCAGUAAAUGCUCUUUCUAAUCAAUCUGAAAAUGACAAGUGUCCAGAAGCUGUCACUAGUUCUUCAUUAUCCUCAAGUUUUCUGGAGUCACUUGGAACAUUGACUGUCCAACCAAAUAUGAACGCGGCAUCUCAAAUUUCAUACUUGGCUAGUCCUCUUUUGUCUCCCUACUAUUGUUGGUGCCCUCCUGGAUCAUCAGGGUUGCAGUAUACACAAGAACCUCCCACAAUCUCUGGCUCAUCCAUUGAAUCGGCUUUGCUCCCACCACUUUCUUCUUUGUUACCUUCCAAUAUGCCCUCGUGUAUGUUGACAGCGAAGCCUCCACUUAAUUUGGCUGAUUGUCCUUUAUUGGAUUUUCCUGCAUUUCUUCCAGACCCACUCAUCCGGUUGCCAAUGCCAACUUCACAGCAGAUUCCAACCUUCAAUCCUUUGAUUUGUGAUCCAAUUGUUCACAUUCCAGUUAUUGAUAUUUGCUCUUCCGGUCAAGGCUACUUUGUCAGUGCUGGUCCCGCCAUUUCGACUGGCAUUCCUCCCUUGCACUCAAACCUUAUUAAUCCGUUGAUUCCUCAGACUGAUUCUAUGUUGGAGAAGGGUGCUAGAGAGACUCUGCGCCGGCUGCUCAUAAGUGGUUCAACCCAGAAUAGCUCACCACUGAUGGAUGUAUUGCCUGCCAUGCUAACAAAUGGAGAUGAGAAUAGAAACAUGCUUGUAGCUGGGAGCCGGGGUCUGUACACUGGAAGCAGUGAUGUUGAUGUCAUUGCAAACAGCAUUGCAGCCAUGAGUAUGGUUUCGCUGCCUGGGAGUCGGGGUCUAUACACUGGAACCAGCGAUGUGGAUGUCAUUGCAAACAGCAUUGCAGCCAUGAGUAUGGUUCCACUGCCUGGGAUAUCUACCGGUGGAAGUAUUUUGGAGAAUUGUGGCAGCAACAACGGUUUUGAUAUACAGGAAGAGGGGUGUAGUGGAUUGGGUGGAUCCUGUUCGGAAGAUCAGGGUACCUUUUGUUCGAACUAUGGGGUGAAACGGAGUGAUGAAUAAUGUUGUAAUGGGGUCUUUUUGUUGGUUCUUUUUCUAGGCCUCUUUAUCUUAGUUCUCUACAGAUGUAGAUAUAGUUGGUGGCUGUAGUUCUUGCUUUUCCCAAUUGUAAUUAGGGGGUUAUCCCAUCUUUAUGGCUUUGUUUCGAUGUUGUGUCUCCAUUGUUAUUGUUCAUGAUUACAUAUGAAUGAAAUAACUGUUUGAAAACCA
Messenger RNA from Argentina anserina (silverweed cinquefoil), 2625 nucleotides. RefSeq lists its product as uncharacterized. The coding region runs from base 217 to 2418 and encodes 733 amino acids. The record is from RefSeq and is a predicted model, not a curated record. NCBI's taxonomy places the organism in Eukaryota, Viridiplantae, Streptophyta, Magnoliopsida, Rosales, Rosaceae. The transcript has 4 exons.